Arvicola amphibius (Eurasian water vole) is the source of this 1004-nucleotide messenger RNA. RefSeq names its product StAR related lipid transfer domain containing 6 (gene Stard6). The transcript is spliced from 9 exons. Gene Ontology annotation, molecular function: lipid binding. Lineage: Eukaryota; Metazoa; Chordata; Mammalia; Rodentia; Cricetidae. The coding region runs from base 324 to 1004 and encodes 226 amino acids. The record is from RefSeq and is a predicted model, not a curated record.
GGAGAGUUCAGAGGUCAAAGGGCGUUGAGGGGCGUUAGAUCGGCGUCCCUCUGGGGAGGCCGGGACAGGAUAUGAGGUGGGAAGAAUCAAGUUGCAACCGAGUGCUCGCUCUAUCAAAAACAGAUGCUAUCUCAACACUAGUCUAAGGUGGUUUUCCACUGACCCUAUGGCUGAAGACAUCCUCCCUUGACUUCUAUCCGAAUACGACCUAGUUCAUUCAGUGUUACAUCAUCAGGCUAACAAAUAUGGAGCUCUUCACCAGAACUUGGAGAAUAAUUUCAAUGGGCACUAAAGUUCUGGACUAGAAUUGUUCAGAAAGGUAGAUGGACUUUAAGGCAAUUGCCCAAAGCUCUGCUGAAGAGGUUUUAGCUUACAAUCAAGAUACAUCUGACUGGAAAGUGGUUAAAUCUUCAAAAAAGGUAACUGUUUCCAGCAAGACCUCUAGAAAGUUCCUCGGAAAUCUAUAUCGUAUUGAAGGCGUAAUUCGAGAGUCAACAGCUAAGGUCUCCAAUUUCCUCUACCAACCUGAAAACAGAAUUACAUGGGAUAAAUCAUUGAAAGGAUACAAUGUGAUACACAAGAUUGAUUCGGACACAUUUAUAUGCCAUGCCAUGACACAAAGUUUUGCCAUGGGCUCAAUUUCCCCUAGAGACUUUGUCGACGUAGUCUGCAUCAAGCACUAUGAAGGGAACAUCGACAUUAUCAGUACUAACAGUGUGGACUUCCCAGGAUAUCCUCCAUCUCCGCAUUAUAUCCGUGGUUAUAAUCAUCCUUCUGGCUAUGUAUGUUCACCUCUCAAAGAAAACCCAGCAUAUUCCAAGCUAGUGAUUUUUGUCCAGACAGAAAUGAGAGGAAAGCUGCUUCCAUCGAUAAUCGAAAAAUCUAUGCCUUCCAACUUAGUGAGCUUCUUCCUCAAUGCAAAAGAUGGUAUAAAGGCACAUAAAAUUCCAUCCAUACACGGACGUCACAAUGGGCACCCAUCAGUUACACCCAUCAGUAAAUAA